Molecule: messenger RNA, 2781 nt
Organism: Rotaria sp. Silwood1
Lineage: Eukaryota; Metazoa; Rotifera; Eurotatoria; Philodinida; Philodinidae
Source: the annotation of a GenBank genome assembly
AUGGCUGAAUCAAUAAAAAAUUCUGAUAAUAAUUCAUUUAGAAUUUUUUCAACACCUUCAAAUGAACAUUUAGUUUUUGCUGAAACACUUCGUGAUUGGCGUGAUCCUUUAUUACAUGGUUAUGAUCCAAUACCAGUACCACUUUGUCCACGUUGUAUGACGUGUAAAUGUGAAUCAUUAAAAAAUUUUCGUAAUGUAUCACUUAUUCCUAUUCAUCAUGAUCAUAAUCAUCAUCAUAAACAUGAACCAUCAUGUCCAAAUUUUCGUCAUCAACAUCAACGAGCUAAAACACCAAAUCAACAACGUACUAUGACUAAAUCUAAACGACGUGCUAUUUCACAUGAUCCAUCAAUAACAAUAGUAAAUACUUCAUCAUCAUCGUCAUCUAUAAUAAAAUCAAAAUCAGCUGAACAUUCUCCAUUAUUACAAUUAAAUGAUCGAAAAAAAUCAUUAUCAAAAAUACCGGUAAGAGUUUCAACACCAAUAAGUAAUUAUUCACUAUCAUCACCAUCAUCAAUUAAUAAAACUCAAUCGUCAAAUAAAAAAACAAAAAUUCCACGAUUAAUAUUAACUCCUAGUUUAUCAUUAUCACCAAAAACAACUGAUGAUUUAUAUGAAUUAGAUAGUUUAAAUGAUGAUGCUGAUCGAACAUCACAAAUUAUAUCUGAUAAUGAAACGACAUCAUUAAAAGAGAAACAGAAUAUAAAAACAAAUUAUCCUCAUCAAUUAAAUAAUAUGGAUGAACAAGUAUUAACAAAAAAGAAAAAAAAACAUAAACAUAAUAAAUCAAUAUUAGAUAAACGACAACGACGAGGUCGAUAUAAAGAAGGUCGUCAUUCAAAAUCAAAAUCUACAUCAAAUGAUUUAUUAACAUCCAGUUCUUUAUCAUCAUCAUCAUCUUCUUCACAAUCAAUUUCGCCAUUAAGAAAAAAAUCUCAUUCAUCACAUCGUCGUCUUUCAAAAUCUCAAAAUCGUUCAUCAUCAUCAUCAUCACAUAUAUCUGAAAAACUUCAAUCUUCUCAAAAUUGUCAACAUUCAAUAUUAACAUCUACUGAUCCAACAAAUUAUUUAUCACCUAAAUCAUCAUCAUCAUCAUCAUCAAUUUAUCUUAUUCAACUAACAAAUACAAAUAAUCAAAUUAAUUCAUUUGGUUUAACAAAAACAAUUCCAUAUGUUUGGAAAAAUACAAAUAUAAAUAUUAAUGAUGAAGAAAAUAAUAUUUAUCCAAAAUAUUCUAUUGAACAAAUUCCACCAAUAAUUCAUAAUAAAAAACGUUCUAUACCAAUAUUAUCACGUAAUAUUAUAUUACAACGUGGUCAAAUUGAUUAUUGGCAAAAUUUUGAUAUAUCACCAGAUUCUAUUUUAACAUCAUCAUGUCAAAAUUUAACAGGAUCAGCAUCUCAUUUACUUUUUUCAUCAUCAUCAUCAUCAUCAAUACAACAAACAAAAAAUUCUAAUCAUUCACAAGGAAAUAUUAUAUCAAUAACAACAACAAAACGUUAUCAACCAUCAUUAUUAAAUAAAACAAAAUAUAUAAAAUGGAAUAUUGAAGGAAAUGGUAAACAAUUACAAUAUUCAAAAACUAAAUGGCAUAGUGAUCAUCAAUUACAUAAACAUAAUCGUUUAAAAAAAAAAACAUAUCCAAAAAAAUCUUUAUCAGAUAAUCAUACAGAUACUGGAUCAUCUAGUGAACAAAAUAAUCGAUCAACACCAUUAAUUUUUCAUUCUGAUAAUAAUAAUUCAAAUCAUUUAAACAAAACUCAUGAAGUAUUAGAAAAAUCUUCGAUGAAUACUAAUACAAAACAAAUAGAUUCAAUUGUACCUGAUAAUAGUUUAUCUAAUUGUGAUAAAAACAAUAUAUCAUUAUCUAAAAAAUCUAAUGAAAAAACUAAUUAUUCAUUAUCAAAAUCUCUUCAUAAAUCUAAAUCUAAAUCAAAACCAAUAUCAUAUGCAAGUACAGAUGAAGAUGUUGAUGAAAUAAAUUCACAUUAUUUUGAAGAUAUUGAUCGACCAACAACAACAACAAUUGAAGAUUAUCGUGAAAAAUUAAAUACACGUUUAUUAUCUUUAAAUAAUGAACAAAAUGAAAAUCAUAUUAAUUUAAUAAAUUGUUCAAAAAUAUUAUCAACUGAAUAUUCACAAAUAACAAUUGAUUCAGGUGUUGAUAUUGAAAGUGAACAAAAAAUUUAUCAACCAAAUAUAACAUUAACUAUUGAUGAACAAUCAUCAGAAUUAAUAACAGAUCAUAAUGAUUUAUUUUUAUUAACUGAUAAUUCAUUUAUUGAAAAACAAUCAAUAAAAAUAAUUGAACAAGAAAGUAUUUGUUCAAUGAAAAAUAAUUUAUAUAAAACUUAUGAACUUGAAACAAUUAGUGAUGAUGAUGAUGAAGAUAAUAAUGUAAUUAAAAAUAAUUCAAAUGAAUUAAUUAUAACAACAGAAAAUUCAACAUUAAUAAAUCAUUCAACAAUAAUUCCUUCUCAAUUUGAAUUUAAAUUACCAACAUUUGGUGAAUGGAUUGAUCGUGCAUUUACAGUAUUUCUUUCAGAUACAAAUCAAUAUCAAAAUGAUUCAAUAUUAUCAAGUCGUUCAUCAUCAAUUGUAUCAAUACCGACUUCACAAAGUACAAUUAACACAUCAUCAUCAUCACAAAUAAUAACUGUUCUUGAUAAUUUUAAUUUAUCAAAUAUAUCAAAAGGUAAUAAUAGUGAUUUUCAUCAAACACAAACAUUUAUACAUCAAGAAGAACAAGAUGAUGAACAUAGUCUUAAUGGUAAAGAUUAA